Molecule: messenger RNA, 573 nt
Organism: Trichophyton rubrum CBS 118892
Lineage: Eukaryota; Fungi; Ascomycota; Eurotiomycetes; Onygenales; Arthrodermataceae
Exons: 4
Coding region: 1-573 (190 amino acids)
Source: RefSeq, a predicted model, not a curated record
AUGGCCUCUACACGGCUGCGGAAGUCAUUCAAGUAUCCAGACUCAGACGCUGAUGAUGAUGCACGUCCAGAACUAGAUGACCAAGAACAAGAGGCUUUGAUUGAAUCCUUGCGUAAGGAUAAUGAGACGGCAAAUGCUUUCUAUCAGCUUGUACUGUCUGUGAUACCCUGCAUAACCAGCUGUAUCUUCAUACCCACAAUAAUAUCGUUCGAUUCUGUCUUCUAUGACAGGGCUUCGGCAUUUCUUGGUGCUGCCUCCCUUCUGUGGACAGCCUAUUAUAUGAAAUAUACCCCGCUGCCGCAAAGUGAAUCCAGGGGAAGGCACUCUAUCAGCCUGUCAGAGGAGAAGGAAGACCCUAUCAGCCGAUACACGGUAAUAGUGAAUGCUGUCAUUUCUCUCUUCAUGGCACUCUCCGGAUUUCUACGCUUUCAGAAGGAUCCAGACAAUGCAUACCAUAUUCUCUAUGUCCUACCAGCAGUCGUACUCUUCACUAUCAUGGCGGCUCGGAGAACUAUGGUUUCAGUCGAUCUAGACGAAUUAGAGCGCCUUCGUUACGAAUAUAAAGGAGCGUAA